Hydractinia symbiolongicarpus is the source of this 1602-nucleotide messenger RNA. RefSeq names its product acetate kinase-like. The record is from RefSeq and is a predicted model, not a curated record. Gene Ontology annotation, biological process: phosphorylation; acetate metabolic process. The transcript has 2 exons. Bases 105 to 1328 code for a protein of 407 amino acids. Lineage: Eukaryota; Metazoa; Cnidaria; Hydrozoa; Anthoathecata; Hydractiniidae. Gene Ontology annotation, molecular function: acetate kinase activity.
UUCGCUAUCUUAUCAUUUAGACAGAGCAGUGAUGUAGAUUUAUUUAAUUAACAAGAGAGGUGUUUUAGUGUGCAAGUUCUUGUAUAAUUGAAGCUGUUGUAGCAAUGAAUCGAAUACUCGUUUUAAACGCUGGAUCGUCUUCAUUGAAGUAUGCUUUGUUAAAUGCUGCCGAAAACACCAUUAAAGCCGUUUGCGCUACUGGGAUUGUUGAAAAAAUCGGACAGAAAUCACAGAUUGUGAAACAUGCUUAUUCAAAGGAGGAAGGAGAGAUGGAAAAGUUACGGUUUGACGAGAACAACAUCGAGAACCACAAAAGCGCCCUAGAAUUUACCUUGUCUCUACUAUCCAAACAUUCCAACCCUAAAAGCAUCAAAACUGUGGGACAUCGAGUUGUGCACGGGGGUUUACACUUAACCGAAGCACAACUAGUAAACGAGAGCGUUAUUGAUGCUAUAAGAGACGCCAUACCGCUUGCACCGUUGCACAACCCUGCAAACUUGCUAGGAAUCGAAACCGCCAUGGAGAUCUUCCCGACGUCAGUCAAACACGUUGCUGCGUUCGACACGUCGUUUCACUCCAAUAUGCCGAAACAUGCGUUUUUGUAUGGAAUACCAAUUGAAUAUUUCGAAAAACACGGAAUUCGAAAGUUUGGAUUUCAUGGACUUAGCCAUGAAUUUGUGAUGAACCAAGCCGCGAGUUAUCUACGUAAACCAGCUGAUUCAUUGAAUUUGAUCACGUGUCAUAUUGGAGCUGGUUCCAGUCUUUGUUGCAUCAAGAAUGGGGUUUCUAUAGAUACCACGAUGGGUUUUACUCCUCUUGAAGGGCUUAUCAUGGCCACCCGUUGUGGCGAUAUCGACGCAGCUACUGUGUUUUACAUGAUGAAGCAUUUAAAAAUGUCUGCGGAGGAGAUCGAGACUAUGAUGGUUAAGAAGAGUGGUUGGCUAGGUUUGAGCGGACACCAGGACGCUCGGGAUAUGAAAUUAGCUAGUUUGAGGGGCGAGGAGCAGGCAGUGAUAGCUGAAAGAACAGUAGCGCAUAGAAUAAGAAAGUAUCUCGGUUCGUAUUACUGGAAUUUAGGUGGAAAGGUGGAUGCAGUAGUGUUCACUGCUGGUUUAGGUGAAAAUUAUGCCGAAUUAAGAGAACUGUGUUUUAAAAAUUCCGAAGAGUUUGGGUUCGAGAUUGAUCCUGCGGCUAAUAAGCACGCUCAUUUAGCUGGAGGUAUUGCGGAAAUAUCAAGUUCGAACUCGAAAAAGAAAAUUUUGGUCGUUCCAACAAAUGAGGAAUGGAAUAUUGCAGAAAAAGCUUUGAGGAUUGUGAACGAUCAAUAAAUUUGGUUCUGUUUUAAUCUCCCUCCUGUUAAAUUAAUAAAAAUGUAGACAUUAUAUACAUAAAAAUAAUACAUAUAAAAAAGGAAAGAAAUAUGGAGAAAUACAAUUUUAAAUUGUAAUGUACAAUUUUUUAUUUAAGUACAAUUUGCAUUUUUUUGUAGCUUUUUUAGUCAAAUGAAAUUCACACGCUAUAACAUUGAUGUGUUAUAUUUCUCGUUUACUGUAAAAUGUUGUUUAUAUGAAUAGUAAUUUAAUUGAAAGUCCAGUCACUGUA